AACGUUUACAUCUGUGACCAAUGACCAGUGUGACCUAAAAAAACAAUAAUAUAUUGCAUUUUAUUUGCGUACGUAAAUUUGAAAUAUUACAAUUCUAUUCUUACAAAUUUUUCAUGAUGUCCAAAUAAUGGAAAAUUUCAAUUCUUCAUUUUCAUAUAAAUAAGAAUAUCGUUUUGUGAACGAACUUAAAGAAAUCAAGAACAUGUCCAAUUCAACCGCAUUAGCAUCUCUAACAGCAAUCUAUACAGAUUCUGAAGGUGAAGAAGAUAGAAGUGAUGAAGAGAACAAACAAAAUACGAAUUCAGAAAAUGCAAGCUGUUCUCCCACUGAAUUUAGAGCAAUAUCUAUUCCAUCUAGUCCAUCUGUAGCUCCAGUCAGAGUUACAUCAACAGUGGCAAAAUUAGUCUCAUAUCAUGAUGACACUGUUGUUUCGGAAGACGAAAAUGAUAUAGAUGAGGAUGUACCACCACAUGAAGUUAUACUUUUAACGGAUGAAACUCAAAAUACGGAAGAAGAACUCGCUGAAGAUGGAGUUACCAUACCUCCGGAACCUCCAGGAAAUUGUUCAGCUGAUUUGCAAGAUAAAAUAGCGAAAUAUUAUGAAAGAAUGAAGAAUGAGAAAUUGGAUAUGAAUGCAUUCAUUGAAAAAAGGAAGGAUUUCAGAAAUCCAAGUAUAUAUGAAAAACUGUUGCAAUUUUGUGCUAUUAAUGAAUUAGGUACAAAUUAUCCACCUGCAAUAUUUGAUCCUUUGAAAUGGAGUAAGGAAUCAUAUUAUGAGGAACUUGCUAAGGUUCAGAAAGCAGAAAUUGAGAAAAGAGAAAAGGAACGAAAAUCAAAGGAUUUCACAAUUAGCAGUAGUUUGAAAAAAGAAGAAGAUUCUAAAAAACGGAAAAGUAAAUGGGAUCAACCUGGUGGUAACAAUCCUACUAAUAUUAGGCCAGCUGGUUUAGUUCAACCUCCUACUCUUACAACAAGUGCUACAGGUACAAAGAGCACAGUAAUAUCUGCAUUUGGAUCACUACCAAAGAAACCUAGGCCAUAAAAUUUUGUUGAUUUGUAUUCUCGUUUUGUAAAAAUUGUGAAUAAAAAAUAUUUUAUACAUUAGUUCUGAUUGACGUGACAAUUGAAUUUAAAACUAUGUAAUCUUCUUAGUAAGUGUCUUAGUGCACACAAAAAUCAAUUUUUCCCAAAUCAGUAGAUAAAAAUAUUGCAUCCAGAAUAUUAAAAUUUGUGCAAAUCGAUAGUUUUAUUCCACUCUGGGUAAGAAGUCAGAAAGUAAAGGCAAGAAAACCACCGAUGUAAUGACGCAGGACCUAUUGUGCAGUUAUUAAAAUUCAUGACAUUUUUUCAAAAGAUUGCGUAUGUAGAUUUUUGCUUAUUUUGAGACAACUCUCUUCAGGAAACUCCUUUAAAAAUAAUAAAUGCAAUCUUUAAAAAUUCGAUUGUCCUUACCUAUAUGUUGCUACCAAAUCAUGACAAAUUUGCUUAUUCACAUGCCUACUUUUCCUGAUUAUUAUAUCUCAUAUACUCGUUUAAAAAUAAUAAAUGCAAUCUUCAAAAAUUCGAUCCUUUUUGAUAUAUGUCCUUACCUAUAAUGUUGCUACCAAAUCAUGGCAAAUUUGCUUAUCCACAUAGCUACUUUUUCUAUCUUUUUCGUAUUGAAACCAUCACAUUGAAACAAAUGAAAGUUACACCUUGAUUUAUUUCUUUGAAAUUAAAUACAAAAACUGUAUAAUAAAUAUGCAAUGAUACAAUUUGAAAGAACUGACUAGAGGAACUUAACUUCCUAUCAUGUCUACCUCCACAUUUCGAUGCUUAAAACUGAAGAAUAUCUGUAUUUUGUAUAAUCUCCCUGAAAAUUCCAAAUAUAAAAUUAUUAUAUAGACAACUUUUCCCAUCAAUUUGUGUAAAGUCCUUGAAAUGAAUACCAGAAGAUUAUCAACAUAAUUCACAAAGGAGAUUUUCACUGAAUGCUCACUUGAAAUUAAUGGAAUUUGCAUUAGGAACACACAAAACUAGAAGGUAGAGUAUUCACUAUAUCAGACAUAAUAAAUACUUCGAAUCGUCUAAUUAACGAACUUGUCUGUAUUUACAUAUUUCAUAAAAUACAUAACACACAUUAUGUAUUCAACAAUUACAAAUAAUUUAGUACCCGGAACAUACAUCUUUCAACUACUGAUUAUUAACAAAGAUCUAAAGCGUUAUGUACUUUAUGUUGAUUGGUUGAAGUCAUUCUCAGCAACUUGGAGAAAAUUCCCUUGAAAACACUGUUGAAAAUUAAAAGUCGUAAAUGGUUUGGUAUCAUGAUAUCCAAUGUAUAUGCAAGUAUAUAUAAUUUUUUGAAAAAUAAUUCUACUUUUUUAUGAAACAGCAAAAGAGAUUUAAUUAAAAAUUGUACAAAUAACAAUCUUUGGUUAGUUACAAUAAAUGUUUGUUAAAAAGAGGUUCUCCUACAAGUAGAUGCAAUGCAAUGACUUACAAUAUAAUUUUUUAACUAUUUCAAUUUUGGAAUAGAAAUUGUAGCCUAGUAGUUGGUUAGUUGUUUGAUUACAUAAAUGUUGAAAAAAUAUUAAAUUUCUCUUAAAAUAUAAAUGAAUAAAACGAGGGAUGCAGAAUCUAGUCAGAUAAUUCUGUGCUGGACACUAAGGUUGAAAUUAUGUUAAUUGGUCCUUAGUUAAGAUCUGUGAUAAUUAUUGAACAAUUAUCAAUGAUUUAUAAUGUUUGAUCUGGUUAUUUCAUCACCUACUUCUCUGUGAAAACAAUUUAAUUUUUUCAUUUGUUCGAAUGAGGUUUAGCUCAAAUUUGUUAUUUAUUUAAUGAUUAUUAAAGUUAAAUUAUGAGCCACAUUUUCAAACUUGUUCCAAAAUUUAUAUUGUUGUAAUUGAUUUAAAAUCUGUGAGAAAAACAAAUUUAUCCAUCAGAUUCCACAGGAUACAUACAGAUAAAGCAGUGUAACAUUACUUUGUGAAUUGUUUCAGAAGGAAAAUGCCGUUUUAUUAUAAUAAAAAAGGGUAUAGAUACAAAAUACCAAGGAAUGUUUACAUAAAAUGCAUCAACAUUGUUUUCUUGUACAAGGAAAAAUAAAAUGACUAAGCUACAAAAUGUACUGAAGCUACUGUUUAAAGCGCCAUAUAUUUUUAUUUACACAUAUUUUAAUGUACGUACGAUUCAAUCAAGUCUAAGUUGAUAGGGUCCAUUUAUACCUGAAUUGAGAACAUCAUCUUUAAAAUUAAGUUCAUCGGAAUUGAAAAUACGAUGAAAAUAAUUUUUUAUAAUGAGAACAGUGAGUGUACGAAUGCAGAAGACAUGAAGAUUUCCAUGAAAACUCUUUUGGCUACAGAGUUGUAACAAUAAAAUGAGAAAAUAUUUUUUUUGACAAAUCUGAUAACAAUUAUGAAUAUUCCACAUGAUCUUUUUUUAAUAUACUAUGUAUCCCUAAGAGAAAAUGUAUUUUCACAUCCAGAAUAUUUUCCAAUUAUUGUUUACACUCAGCCAGUCCAAAAGACUUACUUUCCAUUUCACUCAGACUUACUCAAAGAGAUUACGAUAUUAUUAAGAUGAAGGUUUUUGAGCGAAAGUCGUGUGUUUAAAACAACAUAACAUACAAUACAUUAAUUUUUGGUAACUUAAUCUUAUAAAUAUAUGAUAUUUUAUAGAGAAAAACUUUUCAAAUUGAUUAAAAUAUAAAACGAAUAAUAACACAACAAUUACAGCAGCUAUUUUUAUAAUUCUUGAAUGGCACUGGUUUAGAAAUGAUUAAUAGCCUUAACAGGAAAACUUUCAUAGGUAAAUGUUUUUUCAAUGAUGGUAAAAUAUUUACUUCUGCCUCUUCAAACCAUCUAUGCAUAGAAAAAAUGUGCUAUGAUUUCUAUCUCCAUCGAAAGAAGACAGUUCUCAAUAUUAACCGAUAAUGAAGAAAAUCACGUUUUUUAAUCUUUGGAAUACUUUUUAUCCUUAUACUAUAAAAAUCAUGGAACCGUCAUCUUCUGUGAAGUGAGAAAUGAAUAUAACACAAAACUACAGCAUCAAAACA
Messenger RNA from Harmonia axyridis, 4033 nucleotides. RefSeq names its product SAP30-binding protein. Lineage: Eukaryota; Metazoa; Arthropoda; Insecta; Coleoptera; Coccinellidae. Bases 203 to 1042 code for a protein of 279 amino acids. Gene Ontology annotation, cellular component: nucleus. The transcript has 2 exons. Gene Ontology annotation, biological process: regulation of DNA-templated transcription. The record is from RefSeq and is a predicted model, not a curated record.